Messenger RNA from Prionailurus viverrinus (fishing cat), 1863 nucleotides. RefSeq names its product hyaluronan synthase 3 (gene HAS3). Gene Ontology annotation, molecular function: hyaluronan synthase activity. The coding region runs from base 170 to 1831 and encodes 553 amino acids. The transcript is spliced from 4 exons. The record is from RefSeq and is a predicted model, not a curated record. Gene Ontology annotation, biological process: hyaluronan biosynthetic process; extracellular matrix assembly. NCBI's taxonomy places the organism in Eukaryota, Metazoa, Chordata, Mammalia, Carnivora, Felidae.
CGCGCUCGGUACUUAAAGGCGGCUCCGUGGGGCCGGCGCUCGUCAGUCGGAGCGCGCAGCGGCGGCGGUGCACCGGGGAGCGAGGCGCGGCGGCGGCGAGGAGCAGGAGGAGGGGCAUGGAGCCGCCGCGGGCCUGCUGAGUACCGGAGCGCGGGCAGCCGGCGGCACGAUGCCGGUGCAGCUGACAACAGCCCUGCGUGUGGUGGGCACCAGCCUGUUUGCCCUGGCAGUGCUGGGUGGCAUCCUGGCGGCUUACGUGACAGGCUACCAGUUCAUUCACACAGAGAAGCACUACCUGUCCUUCGGCCUGUACGGUGCCAUCCUGGGCCUGCACCUGCUCAUCCAGAGCCUGUUUGCCUUCCUGGAGCACCGGCGCAUGCGGCGGGCGGGCCGGCCGCUGAAACUCGCCUCCCCGUUGCGCCGCUCGGUGGCACUGUGCAUCGCGGCAUACCAGGAGGACCCCGACUAUUUGCGCAAGUGCCUGCGCUCCGCCCAGCGCAUCGCCUUCCCUGACCUCAAGGUGGUCAUGGUGGUGGAUGGCAAUCGCCAGGAGGACGCCUACAUGCUGGACAUCUUCCACGAGGUGCUAGGCGGCACUGAGCAAGCUGGCUUCUUUGUGUGGCGCAGCAACUUCCAUGAGGCAGGUGAAGGGGAGACCGAGGCCAGCCUGCAGGAGGGCAUGGACCGUGUGCGGGAUGUGGUGAGAACCAGCACCUUCUCCUGCAUCAUGCAGAAGUGGGGAGGCAAGCGAGAGGUCAUGUACACGGCUUUCAAGGCUCUUGGUGAUUCAGUGGACUACAUCCAGGUGUGCGACUCUGACACCGUGCUGGAUCCAGCCUGCACCAUCGAGAUGCUUCGAGUCCUGGAGGAGGACCCCCAAGUAGGGGGAGUUGGAGGAGAUGUACAAAUCCUCAACAAGUAUGACUCGUGGAUCUCCUUCCUGAGCAGUGUGCGGUACUGGAUGGCCUUCAACGUGGAGCGGGCCUGCCAGUCCUACUUCGGCUGCGUGCAGUGUAUUAGUGGGCCUUUGGGCAUGUACCGCAACAGCCUUCUCCAGCAAUUCCUGGAGGACUGGUACCAUCAGAAGUUCCUGGGCAGCAAGUGCAGCUUCGGAGAUGACCGCCACCUCACCAACCGAGUCCUGAGCCUCGGCUACCGGACUAAGUAUACAGCACGUUCCAAGUGCCUCACAGAGACUCCCACCAAGUACCUCCGGUGGCUCAACCAGCAGACCCGCUGGAGCAAGUCUUACUUCCGAGAGUGGCUCUACAACUCUCUGUGGUUCCAUAAGCACCACCUCUGGAUGACCUACGAAUCAGUGGUCACAGGUUUCUUCCCCUUCUUCCUCAUUGCCACAGUCAUACAGCUUUUCUACAGAGGCCGCAUCUGGAAUAUUCUCCUCUUCCUGCUGACGGUGCAGCUGGUGGGCAUUAUCAAGGCUACCUAUGCCUGCUUCCUUCGGGGCAAUGCAGAAAUGAUCUUCAUGUCCCUCUAUUCCCUUCUGUAUAUGUCCAGCCUCCUGCCGGCCAAGAUCUUUGCCAUUGCUACCAUCAACAAGUCUGGCUGGGGCACCUCUGGCCGAAAAACCAUCGUGGUGAACUUCAUUGGCCUCAUCCCUGUGUCCAUCUGGGUGGCAGUCCUUCUAGGGGGACUGGCCUACACAGCGUAUUGCCAGGAUCUGUUCAGUGAGACAGAGCUAGCCUUCCUGGUCUCUGGGGCCAUCCUGUAUGGCUGCUACUGGGUAGCCCUCCUCAUGUUGUAUCUGGCCAUCAUAGCCCGGCGAUGUGGGAAGAAGCCAGAGCAGUACAGCUUAGCUUAUGCUGAGGUGUGACAUGGCCCCCAAGCAGAGUGGGAAAAGUGCAA